Molecule: messenger RNA, 1676 nt
Organism: Protopterus annectens (West African lungfish)
Lineage: Eukaryota; Metazoa; Chordata; Ceratodontiformes; Protopteridae
Gene: SPARC
Product: secreted protein acidic and cysteine rich
Exons: 12
Coding region: 16-1137 (373 amino acids)
Biological process (GO): anatomical structure development
Molecular function (GO): calcium ion binding; collagen binding; extracellular matrix binding
Source: RefSeq, a predicted model, not a curated record
CGAAGCACCGGUCCUAUGUUUAGGACGGGCGUGGACGCCGGGAAGAGGAUUUUUCACGUUAUUCCUCUUCCAAACCGUUGUCACACAGUAAUACGGAAGACUACUCUCCAGUUGUUAGGUUACCAGGCAUCGUUUCUCAGAAACAACCAUUUCUGCACACUUCAGAAGUCUGGUUGCGAUAAUUCGUCCUACUUCAAGAUGCGGGUCUUCUUGCUUCUUUUCUUUGUCCUGGUCAGCAAGACAUUAGCUGUACCUCCAAUUGAUGUACAAGAGGAAGCAGUUUUUGACACAGACCAGGUAGUUCUGGAUGAGCCUGCAGCAGAGGAGGAGGUGGUGGAGAUAGAGGAGCCGACAGUUGGAGCGAACCCUGUCCAGGUUGAAACAGAUGACUUUGAGGAACCAGAAGAAACUGUAGAGGAAGUUGUUGCCGAGAACCCAUGUUUAAAUCAUUAUUGCAAGCAUGGCAAGGUCUGUGAAGUUGAUGAGAACAACAUGCCAAUGUGUGUGUGCCAGGAUCCAUCCACUUGCCCUACUGCUACAGGUGAAUUUGAGCAUGUCUGCGGUAAUGACAACAAGACCUAUGACUCUUCCUGCCACUUCUUUGCCACCAAGUGUACACUAGAAGGAACCAAAAAAGGACACAAACUGCACCUUGACUACAUUGGACCAUGCAAAUAUAUCCCUCCCUGCAUGGACAAUGAACUGUCUGAAUUCCCAUUCCGUAUGCGUGACUGGCUGAAGAAUGUCCUGGUUACUAUGUUUGAACGGGAUGAGGAAAACAACCUGCUGACUGAGAAACAGAAACUGAGAGUGAAGAAAAUCUUUGAGAAUGAGAAGCGUCUAUCAGCUGGGGACCACUCCAUUGACCUGCUGACCCUGGACUUUGUGAAGAACUACAACAUGUACAUCUUCCCCGUGCACUGGCAGUUUGGACAGCUGGACCAGCACCCUGUUGAUGGGUAUCUGUCCCACACCGAGCUAGCUCCUCUGCGUGCACCACUGAUCCCAAUGGAGCACUGCACCACUCGUUUCUUCACAGAGUGUGACACCGACAGUGACAGAUACAUUGCUCUAGAGGAAUGGGCUGCUUGCUUUGGCAUUAAAGAGCAGGAUAUUGACAAGAAUCUUGUGAUCUAAGCAAGACAACAACGAUUUCUGCGCUUUUUAAAAAAUUGGGACAUGGUGCUAAUAUAGAUUUCAGUAUGUUAAUGGUGCUAACUCACACUUCAACAAGCUAUCUAUUACCACAAGAACAUCGUUAAUACACCUAAUGUGUUUAGCCCAUUCAUGUCUUUUUUCCAUAUAAAAGAUAAAAAAGAUGUUAAAAAGCACAUUAUUUUCAGUUUAGAUUUCUUACCUUUGCUGAUUUUUUUACAUGCUGUACUAAAUCCAAUAUGUUUGGAUCAUUAAUAUCUAGCGUCAUAAGUCAGAAUGGUUGGAUGGUUAUACUGAUAAGUUUUGUUUAUGGUCAAGAGAAAAGGGUAAAUAUUUCAGGGUUCCUUGUGGCAAGUUGCGGAGGAGUUUAUGUAUUAGAAAACGUGGAAUUAAAAAGGUGGUAUAUCCAUGUCCCCUUCUCAUUAAGGCAUGGAUUUAAUUUAGAUUUUGGGAAAAUAUUAAAUCUUAAUAAGCACUAAACUUGUAAAACCUCCAUUUUUGAAAUAAAAUGUUCUAAAAUG